AAAACUUUUGGAUCGGCAGACCGGCGUUACCCGAUAUGAACCUGAACAACACAGAUAUGAUCUCAUGUUCUCGGAUAACUAGUUUUCAAUAUAUUGUUAUUGCAUUCAGCAAGGUGGCUAUAACGGGCAAAUAGUUCCACGUUGAUAUACCGCUGUUACUUAACGGUAAUGGUUAUUAUGUUCUGGUUUAUCUGUAUUAAUUUUGUAUUGUUUUGUUUUUUUAAUGCUUUUCUUCCACGUUUUUCAAUUUAAAAAUGUGCAUUACUGUAAAGCUCUACCUUUUUAUCGUUUAAGUUUACAAAUAGUAGUAUCCCCCGACCGCUAAUUCAUUCUCACUCUCGUCAUCAAUCUCCUGAUUCAUUAUCACUCUCGUCAUCAAUCUCCUGAUUCAUUCUCACUCUCGUCAUCAAUCUCCUGAUUCAUUCUCACUCUCGUCAUCAAUCUCCUGAUUCAUUCUCACUCUCAUGACCAAUCUCUUGAUUCAUUCUCACUAUCAUGACCAAUCUCCUGAUUCGUUCUCACCCUCAUCACCAAUCUCGUGAUUCAUUCUCACUCUCAUCACAAUGUCGUGAUUCAUUCUCACCCUCAUCAUCAAUCUCCUGAUUCAUUCUCAUCCUCAUCACCAAUCUCUUGAUUCAUUCUCACUAUCAUGACAAAUCUCCUGAUUCAUUCUCACUCUCAUCACCAAUCUCCUGAUUCAUUCUCACUCUCAUCACAAUCUCGUGAUUCAUUCUCACCCUCAUCACCAAUCUCCUGCUUCAUUCUCACCCUCAUCACCAAUCUCCCGAUUCAGCCAACACCCCCGUGAAAGAAAAAAUUUUAGACGGAAGUUUGAUCGAACAGAAAUGUGGAUCUUUUACUGAAACCUUUUCCUAUUAAUUUCAUUAAAUUAUCUUCUCAGGACGAUCUGGCCACAUCGCACAUCCAUCGAACAUGACGACCUCGAUGUUGCUCCUGUGUCUUGUCGGUCUUCAAGUCGCUGCUCAUGCCCUAGAGACUGGAGAGGUGGUGAGCCCUGUAGGGAAGUUGAGAGGACUGAAGGUGGCUGCUGCUAAUGGCGAGCCCUAUUGGUCAUUUCGUGGCAUACCUUACGCCGCUCCUCCCGUUGGUGAUCUACGCUUUGCAAAACCAGUGCCUUACCCCAAUCCAGGUUGGACUGCCAGUGAAUUAUUCAUAAAUCGUUUAUUAUAUAUAAUGUAGUAUAUUUUGUUACGUUGUUAUGUUGUUUUGUAAUUACGUUGUUACAUUGCGCUAAUAUUUAAAAUAGAUGUAGCCCGCCAAACAUUGGUGACAGCAAUGCAUGAACUUCCCAUCUACUAAAAUUAGUUGACAAAAACGUGAACUCUAGUUGCGCACAUAAUUUAAGAAUGACAAUUUUGCUACACCCCUUCCCCCACCCCCCUUUUCAUGAUACGUCACGGCACACUUUAUAUUUCACGGCGACCCGUCGCUUAGCAGACGCCACGAGCUUGGCUUGCAAGCGAGGGUGGUGCAGGAGGGGGGGGGGGCGGUAGCUCCACCGCUGUGUGCAUGACUCGUGAACUAUAUAAAUAUAGCUGACCGGCGGCUUAGCAGACGCCGUGAGCCUGCUCUGGCGUAUCUAUGUGUAGCCUGCGUGGUCGUCUUGGUCGUCUUGUUGUUAACCCUAGUUUCUGGCGAAUUAUAUAUAUAGAUAAUUAUACAACCACUAAAAGCAAAGUUUUUUGUAUGAACAUUUUAUAAAAUGUAAUAGCGAGCAUUGGGGGGGGGGGGGGGGGGGUCCUGAACAUUUGACAAAAGAGAAAGACUGGGCUGGUCAACAUUGGAAGAACGACGACGACUAUCCAGGCUCACCAGGUUGUACAAGAUCACAAAUGGGCUGGUCCACUGCUCCGGCAUCAAACAGAAACUCGUUCAUCUUCCCCCUAGACAGCGACGAGGCCACCACAGACAGUUCCGGCUGUUAAAAACAAGAAUAAGUACAGGAGCUCCUCAUUCCUGCCGAAGACAAUAGGGGACUGGAACAAGCAUGCAAAAGCAACAGUUGAGGCUGCCUCCUGUAUUCCAACCCCCAGUUCGUAACACCACUGCUGAGUAGCCCUUGCAACCAGUGAAGUAUCGCCUUGAAACCCAUGCACGGUAACAUCGCGAACCCUUAUGAAACAUAGGAGCCAGAAUGAUCAAUUCAUUGAUCGUGGGCCCUCAAAAUAAGAAGAAGAAGAAGACAUGCUUACAAGUAACGCACCUUAUAAAAUCCCAUUAGUGGUGCCCCCCCCCCCCAAGCUUGUAACCGCAUAUUUUUUCCCUCACCAGAACUGUAUUAAUAUUCUAAUGUCCCAACCACUUCUCCACAGCAGAUUCUUUACACCAACAAUUCCUGUAAAAGGCACCAAACGCGCUGGUGAUAUUUUUAAUAAUCUCAUCUAGCGCAGUUAUCGGGAAUGUUAUAUUGUGAAAUCAUUUGCAACUGGUAGCGUUUAAACUGAUUUUGGAAGGUUUAGGUGGGACUGAAAACUGGAAAGAAUGUGUUGCCAUCGGCAAGGAGCAUAUGUGCGGGUCAUUUAUUUAUGAAUCUCUGGUCAAAAUCAUGUUAAAAACUAUUCACAAAGCAACACUCCCUAAUUUCUAAAAACCACUUCAAAAAUGACUCGGUGCUGAAGGGAAGUGAAGUUGACUUUGUUCUAAAGGGAAGUGAAAUUGAUUUGGUGCUGAAGGGAAGUGAAAUUGACACGGUUCUCACGGGAAGUGAAAUUGACUUAGUGCUGAAUGGAAUUUAAAUUUACUUUGUUGUAAGGGGAAUUUAAAUUGACUUCGUGCUGAAGGGAAGUAAAAUUGACUUGGUGCUGAAGGGAAGUGAUUGACUUUGUUUUUAAGUGAAGUGAAAUUGACUUGGUGCUGAAGGUAAGUGAAAUUGACUUUGUUCUAAGGGGAAGUGAAAUUGUCUUGGUGCUGACGAGAACUGAAAUUGAUUUUUACUUAAGGGAAGAAAAUUAACUUGUUUCUAAAGGGAAGUGAAAUUGACUUGGUUCUGGAGGGUAGUGAAAUCGACUUGAUUCUUUUGUUGUUAAUAUUUACAUUUGAAAUCAUGUAUACCAGCGUUUCCCAGACUUUUAAGAUGCCCAGACUUUUAAGUGCCCCAGACUUUUAUGUUUCCCAAACCCUUAGGUUUCCCAGACAUUUAGGUUUUCCAUGUUUUUAAGUUUCCCAGAAUUUAAGUUUCCCAGACUUUUAUUUUCCCAGUCUUUUAAGUUUCCCAGACUUUUAUUUUUCCCCAACCUUUAGGUUUCCCAGACUUUUAAGUUUCCGAGACCUUUGGGUUUAUUUAUUUAUUUAGGCAUUUUUAUAUAGCACUUACCAUAAAGCUCUAAGCACUUUACAAUUAUUAAAAACAUGUAAACUAAGUAAAAUAAAAAUGAGACACUAGGAUAGUAACUACUAUACUAUAGAAACAAUGAAAAUGGCUAUAAAACGAGGACAUUAAGUAAAAUAAAAAUGAGACACUAGGAUAAUAACUACUAUAAUAUAGAAAAAAUGAAAAAGGCUAUAAAACGAGGACACUUUGACACAUUUUGGCCUAUACUUCAGGAUCAACAUUUAAGUCCCCCCCCCCCCCUCUUUAGGUUUCCCAUACUUUUAAGUUUAGCGGAACGUUGUGUAAAUUUCAAAUUUAACCCAGGGUUCGGUGCCGGAUUUAUUUUUUUUAUUGCAUCUUUAUUUGACCAUAUAAAUAUUUAUGUUGUGCAGACCGGUACCGGUCCGCAAACCACCAUUUGGGGAGCGCUGAUUUAGACUCCAUAGCUGGUUCCUUAUUUCAUAAAAAAAUAUGGAGAGCUUUGAUAUUUGAUCACGUUGGUUGACUUUUAAUUUUUUUUAUUGUUCUAAAUGAUUAAGGUGUGUGUGUGUAUAUAUAUAUAUAUAUAUAAUAUAUAUAUGUGUGUGUGUAUGUGUAUAUAUAUAAUAUGAGUAGUUAAUCAUAUAUUAUUUAACUAACUAUUUUAAUAUAUGCAUGUGUUAUCUACAGAUCAAGUCAUUGAUGGCACACAGCAGGGAGCUGCUUGCAUCCAAGACCCUCGCUUUCUAUCCCCGAAUGAAAUCAUGUCUGAGGACUGCUUAUUUCUGAACAUAUUUGCCAAAGAGAUCAAUCAGAAAUCGCCAGUCCAAAAGAAAGUAGUCAUUUUCAUUCACGGCGGUGGUUUUUUCUUCGGUUCAACUUUUAUUUACAACCCUGGAAGUUUUGUCACAGAACAGGACGUCGUGUUUGUAACCAUCCAGUACCGCUUUGGCCUGUUUGGAUUUCUGACCACAGAAGACGAGAAUGCUCCUGGCAACUACGGCCUGUGGGACCAAGCACUCGCUCUCAAGUGGGUCAAAAACAAUAUUGCCGCAUUUGGUGGUGACCCAAGUGACAUAACCAUAGCAGGAGAGUCAGCAGGGGGGUCUUCUGUAUCUUUUCUUACCCUGAGUCCUGUCCCAAAAGAUCUGUUCACCAAAGCUUAUUCUAGCAGUGGAGUAGCGACAUCAUUGUUCGCGGUAAAUAACUUAAACAAAGAGGCUGCGCGCGCUAUAGCAAUAUUUGUAAACUGUUUGGAUAAAGAUGAGACCAGGAUGGGAAAAGAAGUUAUCCAAUGCCUUCGUUCACGUCAACUGUCAGAUUUUGCUAGCUUUCCAUUGAUUAGUAAUUCUAGAACAUUGUUUCAUCCUUGGGGAGAUGGUGAGUUUCUACCCAAAUCUCCAUUUGAACUCAUCAAAGAUGAACAAUACUUGGAACAAAUUGGCUUUUACCAGAAGAAAUACCUCUUUGGUCUCACUAAUCAAGAAACGACAAUACAUGGUGUAUUUUUGUUUCUUACUAAAGCAAUAAUUUAUAAUGACACAAGACUGACUGAGGAUGAGAAGUUUAACAGAUGGCACUGGUAUCUCUCAAAUGUGUCAGAGGAAGUAAUUGCUGAUAGAUUACAACUUGAUAAUACACCACCUGCAUUGCUCAAAAAGCUGCGAGAUUGGUAUCAAACCAGAAAUCCUACGCCUUAUGAUGUACUACAGCUUCUCGCCGACGCCAAUUUCAUUAUUCCUACCUUUGAUUUGAUUAACACUGUAGCGCGAAGCAGAAACGCUGAGUCAUGGCUCCUCUAUUUCAACCACUAUCCCCAGUUUAUGAAGGGGGACCUGAAAGGUGUCAUUCACGCAAUGGAUCUGGCCUACUGGUUUGAUUUAGAUACAACUUACUUGCUGCACCUCAUGGCCCCAGGAGUAACGGGUGUAUUUGAGGAGGAAGAUUUUAAAUUGAGAAGGAUUUUUUCUGAUACUAUAGCGUCAUUUAUAAAAACUGGGUAAGUAUCUUAAAUUCUUUUGGGUUUUUUUUUUUUUUUUGUACUUUUUUAAAAUUGUUUUUUAUUUUCAUAACUACAACUUGAGCACGCCAUUUGUUGAGACCCCAUUAUUAACUGGUAUUCCAUUAAAAAGAAAACUUAUCUUAAAGCAAAUAAAAUGAACUAAGGCUUCACCGAGUGCAUUUUUACACCGGGUCCGGAUAUUUUGAAAAAAUUCCCGAUGGGUCCAAAGGUUUCAAACAAAGAGUUAACCUCUCAUUUUCUAUGAUAUGCAACGAAAUCUACUAACCUAUGUCGUAGUGAGAGUUCAUUGCCUUCGUCAACCGUUUGUGUCAAGAAACAACUCAGUGAUAGGAGCCUAACGAAACAACAGUCGCAGUGUAAUGAAAAUAGCAACCUGGAGUUGCAGCAAAUAAAGAUUAAAUCUCCUGCACUUGGUUACCCCAUGAUUUGUUAUUUUAAAAAAAAAUAGAAUAUUUAAAGCAUUAUUUUGGAAAGGAUCAUAUUACGAUUUUUGGAAGUAAUUAAAUCCUUAAGCUAAUUUGAUUCCGUGAACGUAGUGUCGUGAUUUUUUUAUUUUUUUUUUAUAUUAAACUUAAAAAAUCUUCCAUCCCAACUUUUUAAUGAAAAUGAAAAUAAAUCUUUCUCUGUAAUUUUUUUUGGUGCAAAUUUGAUAAGACAUUAGCUUAAACUCAGAAAGAACAGAAUUCUUGGAGAGGAAUUUAAAUUCUGGAAUUUGUGUAUGCAUUUGAAAAAAAAAAUUGUUUCAAUGAUAAGCAGUUCCUGUAAGCCAAAUUAAAUAAUCCGUUAAAGAUCAACAGAAUAUCAGUUAUUGAAAGGUUGUAUAUACAUUAAUUGAAAGGUUUUACAUACAUUAAUUGAAAGGUUGUAUAUACAUUAAUUGAAAGGUUGUAUAUACAUUAAUAAUUGAAAAGUUGUAUAUACAUUAUUUGAAAAGCUGUAUAUACAUUUAUUGAAAAGUUGUAUAUGCCUUGAUUUAAAUUUAAACUGUGACAAAAAAGUACAAGUAUGCUCUACGAAUCACAAGUAGUUAUGAGAUAGUUAAUAUGAUUUUAAUUAUCUGUUUUCCCCAGCAAUCCACAAGUAUCUCUUCGGAAAGAAAUUCCCGGUGGAUGGCCGAACUAUGACCUCCAUAACGGUUAUUAUUUGGACUUUAACCCCAGACCUUCCAUACAGAAAAACUUGAAAAGAGAGGUGCGACAGUUGUGGGAGAAAGAUCUGCCAUCUUGGGCUUUCCAGGAACUGACGCAUCAACAUACUGAACUUUAAAGAUGAAAUCUGUAACUUUCUCUGCUCGCCCUUUAUCCAAAUUGUACAUCUUUUUAGAACUAUUCCCCCAUUGCGUAUAGACUCCACUCUGUUAUCUUCAUUAUCUAUUUUUAGGGUCUACCAGGCAGGCAUUUAAAAAGAAAAAUAAUACCUAAUCCAAUAUUAUCGGGAAACACAUUUUGAGUGUCUUCAUCGCGUAGGCUAAUGUGUAAAUCAUAAUUCUUUUAUUCUAACCUUUUUCUUCCACUUCCACUCUUCACUAUAUCUAAAUUACACUAGCAAAUUUAACUACUUCUUCUCUAAGAUAAUAUAUGAGAAAUAAUAAAACUACCUCACCAUCUACGUACUAUGCGUCUGCUCUAUAUUGUAUUUGUAAACUUUAAUUAACUUCAACUUUAAUCAUUUGAACGUCAUUACUUAUUUGGGCAUUUAGGGUAUUUAGUAUAUUUGCUAAUAAAAUGAUACUAUUCUUUCUUCAUGCACAUGGUCAAAACUAUAUAAAGCAACUAUAUUUUUUCCAGUGAUAUUUUUUAACGUUGAACUGUUGUUGUUUUGUUUAAUGCAUCUUUUUGAAGAUAGAAAUAAAAUUAGAUAAAAAAAUUA
Lymnaea stagnalis (great pond snail) is the source of this 7202-nucleotide messenger RNA. NCBI's taxonomy places the organism in Eukaryota, Metazoa, Mollusca, Gastropoda, Lymnaeidae. The record is from the annotation of a GenBank genome assembly.